Molecule: messenger RNA, 1002 nt
Organism: Hibiscus syriacus
Lineage: Eukaryota; Viridiplantae; Streptophyta; Magnoliopsida; Malvales; Malvaceae
Exons: 2
Coding region: 1-1002 (333 amino acids)
Source: RefSeq, a predicted model, not a curated record
AUGGAGCUUAUCCAGCAGAUUACUGGUUUCCAACCUGGUACUUUACCAGUUAGAUAUCUUGGAGUUCCUCUAACUUCAAGAAAACUCUCAAUGAAAGACUAUGACCCGCUUAUUGAUAGUAUCAAAUCUAAACUCUCUAUAUGGUCUUGCAAGUAUCUUAGCUACGCUGAAAGAUUGGAGCUUAUCAGAGCAGUGCUGUUCAGCAUUGCUAAUUAUUGGUGUAGGCAAUUUCUGCUUCCUCAUUCGGUAAUCAGCAAGAUUGAACAACUAUGCUGUCGUUUCUUCUGGAAAGGCAAUGAUAAAUCAGCCACUAGUGCGAGGGCUUAUGUUCUUAAGGGUAAAGAGUUAUGGCAAAUGGAAGCUGGUCCUAGUCUGAGUUGGAGUUUUAGAAAAAUCCUUAAGCUUCGAAUAGAAGCUCAUCCUAUUCUCCAUAAUGGAGCUCUCUCAGUAAGGCAAAUAUGGAAAGAAAUUAGAAUGAAGGAGGAUAAAGUCCCUUGGCACUCUUUAAUUUGGUUCCCUCAAAACAUCCCCAAGCUUAGUUUGAUUGCAUGGAUGGCUAUGAUUGAUAGGCUGCCUACAUGUGAUCGUAUUCAACGGAUGGGAAUUGUUUCUAUUGGAAGCUGUGUUUUAUGUAAUGAUACUUUAGAAAAUCGAAACCAUCUGUUCUUUGAAUGUCCGAUUGCCACUCAGCUACGGGUACAAACUCUUCUUCUGAAUGGGAUUAACAAGACUAUUUCUUCUUGGGAAGACAUGAUCUCUUGGGCGAGCUGCACUUGGAAAGGAAAAUCUUUAUUAAUCACUAUCCUCAAACUUGCUUGGAGCGCAACCAUCUACGUUUUGUGGGAGGAGCGCAACCGAAGGAUUUUCAAAGGUUGCUCUCGAAACACUGCUGAAUUACUUAGCAGUAUUAAAGACUAUGUAGGAAUUAAACUUAGGGGGGGAAAUAUUAAUAGGCUUGACUAUGUUAACUCGAUCCAAUCUUUGCAUUGCUUGGGGUAUUGA